AGGUUAUACUCAAAUAACUUUGUACACACGAUGGGGGAAAAUGGUCGGUAUUGGAUUUAUAAAAUAUAAUUAUUUGUAUAAAUUAGUUAUGUAAGAUGCUGUGCAUUGUGCUGGUCAUGUUAUUUCUGUUCGCAAAUGUUGAGCUAACUUCGAAUCAAUUAAGGGUGAUUAUUAAAAAAAAAUCUUUCGCCGAUGAGUGUGUCAUUAUCAACAAUACCUUGACUGAGGGAGAGUCAGCGUUCAUUGAAUUUUAUAAUGGCGAGAGGGAUGUGAUAUGUAUGAGUAAUGGUAAAAAAACUGGAAUGGACUCUAGAAUGUGAAAACGGUGACUGGAAAAGGUAUAAGAUCGCGGAGGUUACCGCGUGGAUGCACGGUACGUGGUCGUGCAACAUCUCCGCCGAUAGAACCUUGUGUGACCUGGACGUAAAGAUCAUCGCCAACGAUUCUUGGAGUAUAAAGGUCAAUGGUCGAGUGAUCGGCCCUAUUCAAUACAAUGAAAAUGAUAAUGUAAGUGUCGCGGAGCAUGAGUUCUGCGAGAAUGAACGGGCUCUCGUCGACUGCGGCAAAUUAAAGCCAGCCAACAUAACGUUUAAAGUACAAGAUGAACCGAGUAUUAAAUAUAUCCGAAAUAAUACUGUUCAAGCGGAAAUGUUCAUGAAAAUGAAGUCUGAACACAAUGGCAAGUAUAUAGAAUGUCACCACAACUACUCCGGCGUGGAAUCGGUCGUGCGGAUCAAACUGAAACUCAAAACACACAUAUAUGAUAGCAUGUCGCAGUAUGAUGACCAUAAUACAAUGUGUUCCACCGACUCAUAUGCCACAGUUGACUUCAAAACCAGUUUAGAUAUUUGUAACUUUGAUAUGGACAAAUCCAUCUAUGGACCACCUGGUCCUACGUUUCCUCAUGAAUUGAAAGGUUUGCAACCAUCCAACGUCGCGUUCUUAUUUAAAAAUUUGACUGAUGACAAAGAAGUACAUUAUGAAUAUUCAGACAAGGAAAUGUUAAAUAUCUCAUGGAACAUAAAUCUUGUACCGAAUAUAUUUAACGAAUACACGAUGUAUUGGAAAGACACCUUAUUAUCGUCAUUACCCAUAAUGACCACUCAAGCGUCAAAUAACCUAAUGCAAGUAUAUGAUCCGAUCACGCUCGGACCCGCUGAUGAUGGUACAGUCAUUAGGUUUGUGGUAACAAUAGGCGAGAGAACUGUUGAUAAGUAUAGAAUUAUACUGCGACGGUUAGCGCCCGACACUGCCAAAGACGAUUUCUGGUUCUACGUCAUAACGGGAGUCCUCGGUUGUAUUAUAAUAAUAUUAAUAGUGAAUAUAAUAUGGAUUUUGAAAAAAAUAAAGCGAAGAAAAUCUGAGCCAGUAAUACGCAGAAACGUCGAAACGUGUUCAAAUGUUUACGAGGAGAUCGCGCCGUUCCCGCCGCAGUGGGACAAGCAAUCGUGGAGAGAGACAAUUAACUCCGUAUACGAGGGAGCCGAAGCUCACUACUCUGAAAUUAAGGCUACAGCGGAGCAACGAUAUGCCAAAUAACUAGUGUUUCCUGUGGAGAUGGGAAGGGUUCUUUGCCAUUCCAGUGGGCGCCAGGCUUUAUGUUUUUGGCGUGUUUAGAUUGCGCUGUAUAGAUGUCGGCAAAUAUCUUGACCCAUUCGCGGGCUUGAGCGAAGUUGCUUGAUGUAUCCAUUUUUUGGUUAAAAUGUCUCGCUGUAGCCUCGCGCAAUUCCCCGCUGGUGCGGUAGUUACGGACUAUCUCUGGGGACAGCUGGUACGAGCAAACAACGCUCCUCGAAUUCAACGAAAGCCCUGCAGCAUGCAUCACGGGAGGACUUUUCUUGGGUGGGCAAACAGUUCUAAGGUGGGUGCUGAACAUCCGUAUUCCUCUCCUCAGCUGUGCCAGUGUUCCUCGCAGACAUCCAAAGAGAUGUGUCAAGAUAUUUGCCAAAAGCUAUACAUAACUAUUAUAAAUGUGUAGAAAAAUAAAGAAUAAUGUAGAGGAAUUAAUCGUAAUUUCCAAAGAACUUUUAUCAUUUUUUUCGAUCUAUUGUGAAAAUGGACCAAUUAAAGUUUUAUAUUAGUGCCAAAUAAAGAUGUUUUCUCAUGUUUA
This is a messenger RNA of Manduca sexta (tobacco hornworm), 2110 nucleotides long. RefSeq lists its product as uncharacterized. The transcript has 11 exons. The coding region runs from base 286 to 1539 and encodes 417 amino acids. The record is from RefSeq and is a predicted model, not a curated record. NCBI's taxonomy places the organism in Eukaryota, Metazoa, Arthropoda, Insecta, Lepidoptera, Sphingidae.